Messenger RNA from Pararge aegeria (speckled wood butterfly), 905 nucleotides. RefSeq lists its product as uncharacterized. The record is from RefSeq and is a predicted model, not a curated record. The transcript has 4 exons. The coding region runs from base 150 to 872 and encodes 240 amino acids. Lineage: Eukaryota; Metazoa; Arthropoda; Insecta; Lepidoptera; Nymphalidae.
UGAUGUAAUUAUUUAUUAACACUAUAUAAUUAAAUUCCCUUCGAAUGGAUUUUUAAAAAAGUCGCCAAAUCACCGCCAUUUAACUGAUUUUGUUAAUACAACAGUGCAAUGCAUUUUUGAAAGCUAAAUUGGGAAUGUGAGACGUAGAUAUGUCUCUCAUAAAGCUUCUCAAAUCCCCGACCAAAUUGUUUAAAAAAGAUGUCAUCACCUUUUUAAUAACAAAGCGCUAUGAUCUCGGCGAUAUCGACGAAAAACUCCAUUACAUAGCCGUCAGGCCGACAGCCUCAAUAUUCCAUUUACGUCAGAAAGUUUGGCACCUCCUCGACCUUCCCGAUUACUGUGAAGAGAUCAUCAUACUGAAAACUGAGAAAGACCAAGAAAUACCGCUAACCGAUCUACGUAAAGGCAAUGACCCGCAACACCCUUACGUUAUGGAAGUCUGGUUACCAGGGAAGCAGAACUGUUCAGUUUCUGUACACAACAACAUGCUGACAAUGGGCGAUAAGAAUACUGUAAACAACUUCUUAGCACAAGACAAUCUCGUGUCAAACAGAAGCAAAAAUGAAGAGACAUCUAAUCUCGAUUUUAACGGAAAAGCUUUUGGAAACGAAAUCUCGCACACGACCAUCAAUUUGUACGACACCGACGCGCUGAAUAAACUGCGCUCGAUGGAAAAACAGGACAAUAAGCUCCCAGAUGCGGAAUACAAGAAAUCUGAACUCUCGUGCAAAAUGUCUUCAUCGUCCAUAUUCUUUAAACUCCACGGCAGAAAAAGCAGAGACAACUUCGUGAACAUUCUGCUCAAAAUACAAAACGAUCUUACGACAUUGGGCAGCAAACUGUCGGAUUUGGAAAAUCGAAUACAUGUGUGAUUUUUUUUUACUACUUAUUCGAGAAGCAAAAUA